Molecule: messenger RNA, 1878 nt
Organism: Penicillium daleae
Lineage: Eukaryota; Fungi; Ascomycota; Eurotiomycetes; Eurotiales; Aspergillaceae
Exons: 5
Coding region: 1-1878 (625 amino acids)
Molecular function (GO): metallopeptidase activity
Source: RefSeq, a predicted model, not a curated record
AUGAUUACUUUACGGCGCCUACCAAUUCUUCUUGGUUCCACGCUGCUUUUGCUCUCUUCUACACAAGCUGCUCCUGCCCACGAGUCCCCUAUCCAAGAACGUGACGAUGGGCCCAACGCUCUGUGGACAUGGUUAAAGUUUGAGGGCUGCUCCACUGACCAGCAGACGGCAAUCAAAGCGGCCCACGAAGAUGCAGUCACAAUGGCUGAACAAGUCAAGACUAUUGAUUUUGGCAAUGACCCCGGUGCUCUUGACUAUCUGGGACCUAGUGCGCUGAACAAGGACUGGCAGAGCAACAUCCAGUCCGUGUUCGAGCACAUUUCAACUUUCCGACUCAGUGGCGUUUGGCCAGGCUACCAGAUGAAUGCUCGUUGCGGCUCAGCAAAUGAUAUCAAAUAUCAGAAUCGAUGUAGAAAGCAAGGCGUUAUUGCCUACCAGUGGAAUACCAAGAAAGAUGCCACUGAUCCCAACACCGCACCUAGCUAUGAUCAGGCGGAUGCUGUUUCCAACAUGCAUUUCUGUGAUCAGUUCUUCUACUACAAGAAACUCGACGAGGCUGUUGAUGCUGUGAAGAACAACGACGACUUCAAGUGGAGAUACGACCUGACAAAGUACAAGAAUCAAGCAUACAUUAUUCUGCACGAAUUCAUGCAUGCUACAGUCAUGACAUACUCGCAAAACAAAAAUCGCCGAAUCAAGGAUUUGAGUAUGUAUGUCUACGAGUACCAGCGGCACGACUACGAUCGUGGAUAUGACCGGAAGAAAGUCAAGUGGGAUGUUUAUCAGCCACUGCCUUGCAAAAUCCUGGCUCGGACUGCAAGACAGUAUAUUGCUCAAGAUGGUAUCACCAUGAAUGCCAAAUACGUACAGUCUAAGCUGGAUGGGAAUCAGUACCCCUGGCUCCCUCUUGCCGACCGCGAAGCAAUCGAAUGGCAGCCAAAGACCAGCGCUAUGUUCUUGACCCAAGGCAAUGGAACAUUCGGUAUCAAUGGAGGCGAACUUUCAGCAGAUGAUUUUACCACCAACGCAGACGGAAGCUAUGUGGCAAACGAUCUCGAUGAUAGCGACAUUAUCACACUCUCCGACGAAGCUGAUACCGACACCCUCGCACCGGAAACUGACUACCCUGAUACAUUUAUAAACCAGAUGCGAGAGUUCAGCUCUUAUGUCAAUACCCCCGACCCUACGUGUGCCAGUUCAAGGAGUGGUACCCCCUCAGGUCGGUCGGCAUUCAGUGUUUCGGAGGCCGAUGCGAAGAUCAAAGAUUUCUGCAGUGAUACAAAUCUUUACAACCACGUCUUCACUCCUCCAAUCGAUCAAGGCUGUGGAACCACAAAGGACGGGAAGGGCAAGUCUCUCGGUGCGAGUGGUAGCUAUAGCAUCAACGGUGGCAAGGACAACCUGUGGAUUGGCGCCUACUUUGCCUCUGGUGGCUGUACGGGAAUGACCACUUGGCCGCCCCAGGGAGAGGGUCUUCGUGCCACUGAUCUCUGCAUGGACCGGCUGCGUACCAUUAUGAACGGGUGUGAUACCUCGACAACGGAUCAGAAAUAUGGCGGAAGUCUCCAGGAAGUUUGCCUGGUCUACCAGAUCAUGGCGGUCGGCAGCAGCGAGGCUGACCCUACCGGUGUCGGAUCUGGCGGCGAUCAUGGUGACGUGAAGUGCAAAGAUACUGACACUUCAAUCCUUGGAGACAGUUUCAAGAACACCUGCACUUGUUGGUUUGAAAAACUCCCCGACCAAACGGAUAUCUUCGGUAUGCCCAAAUCGGGUGGAUGUGGCUCGAUCAACUUCGUGCCGGCUUGGAGCUACUCUGAAGAUCCCAGCUAUCAGCCAGCGGAUAUUAAGCCUGUUGCCACAAUCACUGCAUCUCCAUAA